AGGCCGGAGACAUCGACACAUAUACUCUGCACGCACGCCAGCCCAGCCCCAGGCUUAUUCACGGCCUCUCUCUCCCCGUAUUCUCGCCGCAACCCCACACCCGUUCCCGCCCACGACGCCUGCACCCCGCCGCUCAGGUAGGCGGAGCUCCCCCACGCGGGUCCUUUGGCACCUCUUUGGCCACCGCAGUCGCACUCUCUCGCGCGCCCGCAGCUCGUAAAUACCGCCAUCGCACCACCUGCUGCCUGCUCCUCUCUCCUCGUGCCUCUCCCUCUCGUGCUGCACCCCCGCCCAGUCGCCAACCUCGCACCAUGGCCUCGAACCGCACCAGGCGCAUAGCCAAGGAGAUUGCCGACAUCCACAACGACCAGCACUCCAAGAUUGUCGUGGAGCCGUCAGGGAACGGCGAGGACCUCACACAUUUGCGCGGCCAGUUCCUGGGGCCGCCCGACACGCCAUACGAGGGCGGCACCUUUUUCGUUGACAUUAAGAUCCCCAACGAGUAUCCUUUCCGCCCACCCGUCAUGAAGUUUGAGACUAAGAUCUGGCACCCCAACGUCAGCUCGCAGACGGGCGCCAUUUGUCUAGACACGCUCUCCUCGCAGUGGUCGCCAGUCCUGACCAUCAAGUCGGCCCUCAUCUCGCUCCAGUCUCUCCUCAGCACACCCGAGCCCAAGGAUCCCCAGGACGCAGAAGUCGCCGGCAUGCUGAUCCGGAACCCCGCCGAGUUUGAGCACAAGGCGCGCGAAUGGGCGGUCAAGUACGCCGGUGCACCGCAAAAGGAAAUCGCCGAAGGCAGCGGUGGUGCCACGGCCGCGUCGAUCAAGAAGAAGGCCCAGCAGGCCAAGCAGAACGAAGAAAAGUCGAAGCUCGCCGCAUACAAGGGCUACAACAAGGACCUGGUCGACCGCUUUGUCGCAAUGGGCUUCGAUGUCGAGGCGGUUGUCGACGCAUUCGAGUACGUGGGCAUCGACCGCAUGGGCGGCGAGGAUUAUGAACUGGAAGAGGCUUACAUGGGCGAUAUCACGGCGCGUCUGUUUGGCGAGGCCUAACUCCUGAGGCUUUUCAUCUUUUAUUAUCAUUUUGUGGCUAAACGGGCUUAUAUUUCUUCUAGUCAGCGCCAUGACCAGCGUCUUCCCAGCCUGGCAUGCGUUCAAGGCUCAAAGCUAGAACGGUCGAGGUUUGUAGACUGUCUGGCCUUUGCAGUAGGGUAAGGGUCUCACGGGCGUUAUCAUACCAUGCAACCAUCUCAUCAGUGGCGAAGGCGUCAGAUCACGGAGUGUCACGACGGAACGAUUUCACAGCAGGCACGUAGACAUAUUCCAAUCAAACAUGAUUCAUU
Molecule: messenger RNA, 1342 nt
Organism: Exserohilum turcica Et28A
Lineage: Eukaryota; Fungi; Ascomycota; Dothideomycetes; Pleosporales; Pleosporaceae
Exons: 3
Coding region: 312-1052 (246 amino acids)
Molecular function (GO): protein binding
Source: RefSeq, a predicted model, not a curated record